This is a messenger RNA of Trichoplax adhaerens, 1992 nucleotides long. RefSeq lists its product as uncharacterized. Gene Ontology annotation, cellular component: chromosome. Bases 1 to 1992 code for a protein of 663 amino acids. Gene Ontology annotation, biological process: transcription-coupled nucleotide-excision repair; response to UV. Lineage: Eukaryota; Metazoa; Placozoa; Uniplacotomia; Trichoplacea; Trichoplacidae. Gene Ontology annotation, molecular function: RNA polymerase II complex binding. The record is from RefSeq and is a predicted model, not a curated record. The transcript has 13 exons.
AUGGAUGAUCAACUCGUCGAUAUCACUUUAUGUCAACAACUUAGCCAGUUAAUUACUCAAGUAACAGAGUCGGGCCAGGCUAAACUAGACGAGAAAGCAAGCAAAGAGAUUAAGAAAUUAUGUCGUAUAUCCGAUGGCUACAUCAAGCAAGCCUAUCAUCGACUGAUGACUCAACUAGCUAAAGAUCAUGCUGAGAUCCGCUUAUCUGCCGUGCAAGUUAUAGAUGAACUAUUCAUGCGCUCACAUACAUUUCGAGAAGCACUUUUGAACGAUUUCAAUCAGUUUCUUGAUCUUACUGUGGAAACCAAUCUUAAAAUGCCCCUUCCACCUCCACAAACAGUAGCUAGAAAUUUGAAAAGACUAACGUUAGAAGCCAUGCGACGAUGGCAUCAACAAUUUGGUAAAGGUUACCGAAAGUUGCAACUCGGAUAUGUAUUCUUAAAAGAGAAGAAACAUAUUGAUUUCGAAGAUAUCUAUGCUAGAUCUUUAAUUGAGCGCCAAGAAGAGGAAAGGAAAAAGAAAAAGGCAGAAGAAUUAGCUACAAGAAAGCGAGAAUGUGUAUGCAAGAGCAUGGAAGAAUUUGUACCUGAUAUUCAAAGGAUAUUAACAGAAAUGAUGACAUGUUUCGAGUUACUGAUACCUUCUUACCGUCACCAUACUGACGAUGAUUUGUCCAAAGUAACUGAAAAAACUGAUCAGGCAAGCAUUGCUAAUAAGAAUGACCAUCUUACCAAUAAUAAUCAAAAUAAUGAAGAAAUUUCUGAUGCAAAGGGAGAAGAAAAACCGUUAUUGGACUCCGCACUUCACCAUACUUCAAAUCAAACGUUGAGCAAAGCUGAUGAAAACCUUAGAGAACACGGAAUGCUGUCCCAUAGUCAUAACGUUGUUGUCGUAAUUGAUCAAGAUAAUAUAAUGCAGAUUCGUGAAAAUGCCGAUAACUGUGAUAUUUUGGAUUUAUUAAACGAUUCACAGAAGUUGCUUAAACACAAAUACUUACUUAUGGUUAACAAAUGGUUAGAUAUGAUGACCAAAGCUCAAGGAGAUCAAGAUUCACUGUACAAAAUUAUCGAUAUCAGGGAUGAAAUCACUCAAACUCUGGACAAGUUUAGCAAAUUAACGAUAAUUCCUAUGUCUCCUAUUAGUAAAAAGUUACUAAAAAAUAAUGUUGCAGUUGAGGAAGACGAAGAUUCAUCAGAUGAAUUUAUUGAAGUGGAAGAGCAAGCAAAUAGCGACAAUGACGAGGACAUUUUUGGAGAAUCUUUGGAUUUAGAUAAUGAUAAUGCUGACUUGGAAAAUUUCAAAAUGAGGGCGUCCAACGAGAAUGAAAACACUUUUGAGCAGCAAAAGUUACGAAAGCGGCGAGAACUUCUUGCUGUGGCUCCCGUUAUUCCAUUUGGUAUAGAUCUUUAUCAUUGGGAGGACAAAGAUAGUGAAAUUCCUCGAAUAGAAAAGUAUAAAUAUGAUUUAGCUGAUGCGUUGCAUACAAGCUGCAUUACAUUUCAGUUAAUUAGUACUAAUACUCUCAUUUAUGAUCGCAGUAAAAAUACUUCUCAACACCAAUUUUGGUUUAACAGCAACGAGGAUGACGUUGAUAUUCCAGAGUGUCCUUUUCACGGCAUUAUAAUUCCCCGCAAUGCGAAAGGACAACCUGUCAAUCCUGAUGGAAGUGUCAAAAAGGACUCCUUAACAGAAGCAUCAGCAACUCGAGAAAGUCAAGCAGGACCUUCUUGGAAAGAUAUUCAGGAAGAAAUUGAAGCUGGCACUGGAAUAACUUUUACAAAACCUGGGAAAAAGCGAAAAGGAACCAAAAGGAAAAGUAAAUCUAAUUUAACUAAUCUUAAGGAAGCAAAAAAUACUUCUCGCUAUCGUCUAGAGGAUAAAAUAUUUAAGCCUUCAGUCGUAAAGAAAAUGAAGAAAGCGCAAAUAGACGAAAUGCAAAGGAAAGCUCAUGAUAAAUUUAUGCAUAAUUGGAAUUAUUCUCUUCGGAAAUGA